Molecule: messenger RNA, 2784 nt
Organism: Melampsora larici-populina 98AG31
Lineage: Eukaryota; Fungi; Basidiomycota; Pucciniomycetes; Pucciniales; Melampsoraceae
Exons: 1
Coding region: 1-2784 (927 amino acids)
Source: RefSeq, a predicted model, not a curated record
AUGUCUUCACCUUCAGAACCCACAGUGCUUUAUGCUAUGUCUUACUCUCCAUCUGGGAAAGCCUUGGCAUCUUAUCAUCACUCUCACUUCGAGGGUCACCAACCUCAAUCGCCAUGUGAGCGCACAGCUCUUCGCGCUGAACAAGGAGAAAAACCUAUGCCUACAUGCCAAGUUUCUUUCAAUAAUACGCCCGUCUCUCCUACGUUUACAAAGAACAAUAUCACAAGUUUCUCUGGCGGUAAUCCGUCUUACACACCUAACCAACACGCAGCUAGAAGAUCAGAAGGACUUCCUUACCGCAGCCGUCUAUGGGAUGCCCAAAUCAAAGACAGUCUACAAGGUCGACUAAGCUAUGAGGUCACCGACAGGAGAGUGAACACAUCUAAUAGGCCAGCGGAUGGGUCUCCUCAUACUAACUCUGACAACGAAGGCCAAAGUCUGGAAAGUAGUGACGCCGAUCUAGACCUCACUGUUGAACUCCCUUCACCCGAUACAAGUUACGAUACUCCUGGUAGACCUUCAGAUCCAGUAGCGUCUUCUAUUGACUUAUGUACUGCCUGCAAGACUGGCUUCACGUCAAUUGCCAUGGUCGAGACCACCGAUUGUGAUAGCAAUAUUUCUAUGUUUAUACACUCGGCCACCCAAUCAGCGUCACAUCUCGAUCAGCCUUCCAAUUCAGCUGGUCUCAAUACUCACGACGAUUCUCCCCCCAAAAAUUUCCCAAGACUGCUACUCCCUCAAUCUGCUUGCUCGUGUGCUCAUCAACGUAGGGCUUCCACUGAUGGCUCUGGUCUGUCCAAUCGCGGCUACAACCCCCGUCAUGGAUAUUCCUAUAAUCCUACGCCCCCACUCAAUUUGAAAUCCUCACCAAGGUUUCUCAACCGACCUCCACGUAAUCAUUCUGAGCCAAUGAACACGCCAUCAACACCUGCCCUGACUCACGGAGAUGAGGACGAGGACAUUGAGCAUAUGGAAGGAAAUGAUACCCCCGACACAUCAUGGGAACAAGAAGAAUUACGAGAUGAUCAGUUUAAGCCUAAUGGACUCCAGAGUACUAUACAAAGUCGAAGACAAAGCUCAAGUCGUUCAGAUCCACUUCAAAUCGUAGUCAAUCCGAAAGGAGUACUUGCAGAACCUCAUCGACCUGGUCAAACUGUUAUGCCAUCCUUAACUUCUGCUUUCUCGCCAACCUACUUGAAUUCUCCAGCCUCUUUGGCCGAAAUCGUAUCACCUCCUCUUAUAAAUUCUUUUAAUUCACCUACUAUUUAUUCACCUCAAGAGUCACAAAGGGGUCUUCGACUAGACAGACCAACCGAAUUUGAUCUUGAAAAACUUAAUUACGAGCCGCCUCGCAGUCCACGUAAUCGUAAUGUGACAGCCGGGUGGAGAGCAUUGAGCGAAUUCUUUGGGUCUAUUGGGCAAACGCACCCAUCUUCAGAGAGUUGCUCUACACAAGGAACUCCUAGUCUUUUACCAUCGGCUCCGCUCCCAGCGGAAUCUCAGGCGCUGGAUCAUGUUAAGCAACGUAUACUUGAACAUGAUCGCUCCUCUUGGGCUCAUUUCUGCCGUGAUACGCAACAUGAACCUCAUCGAGCUGGUUUUGCACGCUUACCCACAAUUCCUACACUUCAAGAUGAUAGCAAUAUCAGAUCAAAUGCACAGUUCAAGUCGAUCCUUUUAAACAACAACAACGGUCCACCUCUUCAAGCUCAACUUCAACAUCUCUCCCCUUUCUGGAAUUCUCCUCAAACUCUUGAUGAUCACCUUGAUAGACGUACUCGUACUACUUCAGUUCCUAUCAAUUCGAUCUUGUCCUCAGGAUUAAUACCAGAAGUUGAAGUGGAAGAAAAGCGUAAUCCAAGAAGAAUCAGUUGGCAAACUCAUCAACGCUUAUCUUCACAAUCACGUUAUCAAAGAUCAUGCGAAAGAUCUAAUCAACAUUCUCGUCAACUCUCAGCUCCAGCUCCACAUCGAUUACGCCAUGGUUGUAAUGUUGGUGGUUUGCCUACUAUACCAGCUAUCGAAAGUACUCAUCGAUCACAGAGGAAUAGAUCAUCUUUAAUACAUCCUUUGAAGUGUCCAACCAACGCCAAACUACCUCAAAAACCUUUGAGUAAGUCAACUGAUUCUGAAUCGAGCCUGGUCUUAGUGGAGGGUAAUGUACAGCCUGAAUCUAUAUCGACAAACCACACACGUCGUACAACGCUCGGUGAUCAUCGCUCAUCAGUCCUCAAACCAAUCUCUCCUCUCACUGGAGCUUACCCAGAGCCAAUCGUCAAAGGAUGGCGACCAUUAGAUACUGAACACAUGGCUGCUCCCAAACCCAAAGGUUUUUUCCAAUCUCUUGCCGAUUCGAUCCGAAAAGCAUCAAGGACAGGCAAGACAGGUAACGGUCUUCGACGUUUACUCACAGCCACCUCAGCCAAUCGAUCUGCCACAAAAGCAUGGUUGUUUAUGGAAAUGUUAGAAAGAGCAGAUCCAGCAGCCGUGACGUUUUGGUUAGGUUGUUUGUUCGGACCAUGGUUCUUUGUCAUCGGUGGUUGGUAUCUUAGUCCAAGGAUCGGUGAAAUUGGUCAAUCUAAAUUUAAUCAACAUCUUAGAUUUCCAAAUCGAGUUAAAAAUUUAUCUAAUGGUCGUACUACACCUAUCUCACAACAUCAUUCUCAUCAUAAUGGAUUAUCUUGGGUUAAUGCUAAUCGAGUGGCUGCUUGUGUGACUGGACCUUUAGUUCUUGGUGGAUUUAUUUGGUCUUUGGUGAUUGUUUGUAAUGCUUCUAGUGCUUAA